AACCAGUGUGAGCAGAUCUGGGAGAGGGAGUGGUUGGACCUAACCCAGCAGCCAAGCAGCAGUCUCUGUCCAUCUCCUAGCUCUGGAAGGACGCUUUCUUUUUUUCUUUCCCAAACCUCACCUCCCCCCAAGAAUACCUUCCCCUUGAGGAAAAGUCAGAAAUCCACCUAUUUUUUUGUGUGUGCAUGUAUGUGACUGGAAUCCCCUGCUGCUGCAGCAGAGAGAGGUAUAAGGAGGCGACCAGCGAAAACUCUCUCUCUCUUCGAAAGGGAGAAGAUUAAGAACAACUGGCUUUCUCAGCUCAAGGCUGAGGGGGACAUUUGAAAACAAACAGUCCAUCAUUUUUCUUUUUUUCCCUCCUUCUCUCCCCUCAGGAUUAUAAACCUGACUGAUGGGAAUUUGCUCUGGGGAUUAUUAAAUUGGUCCGUGCGUCAGUUGUUGUGGAGACUGUGUGAGGAGAAGUGUUGAGAAGAAGCUUCUCUCUCUCUCUCCCCUAGUGUGUGUGUGUGAGGGAGAAAGCUGCUGUCGGUUGCCAUGGCGGCUCCGGGCCUGGCGGAGGGCCUGCUCCUCCUCCGCCGCCGCGGCCUUUCCCUCUCCCCCCGCUGCUAAAAAGCCAUGGCCCUGGGAAACGCCUCCUCCUCCUCCUCCUCGUCCUCCUCCUCUUCCUUCACCGCCACCUCCAGCCGCCGGCACUCCGCGGCCCUGCUGAAGAUGGAUCCCGUCAUCAUCCCCAUCGACGCCGACAACAUCUGCGACAGCAAUGACCAGCGCAUGUGGUGGGCCUUCCUCGCCUCGUCCAUGGUCACCUUCUUCGGCGGCCUCUUCAUCAUCCUCCUAUGGAGGACCGUCCAUUACCUUUGGGCUGUCUGCUGCCACUGUGGCCUCAAGAAUAAGGAUGCGCAAAAAAUCGGCAUCGGCACAGGUAACCAGUCAGAUGAUACUCUCCAAGACCUGGAUGAGAAGGAAGAAAUUCCACAAGGGGAAGUGGGCUGGAUGACUUCUGUAAAAGACUGGGCAGGUGUCAUGAUAUCUGCCCAAACUCUCACCGGCCGAGUUCUUGUGGUCUUGGUUUUUGCUCUCAGCAUUGGUGCACUUGUAAUAUACUUCAUUGAUUCUUCAGACCCAAUAGAAUCCUGUCAGAAUUUCUACGAAGAUUUCACGUUACAGAUUGACAUGGCAUUCAAUGUAUUCUUCCUACUCUACUUUGGACUGCGGUUUAUUGCAGCAAAUGAUAAAUUAUGGUUCUGGUUGGAAGUGAAUUCUGUGGUAGAUUUCUUCACCGUCCCACCUGUCUUUGUGUCUGUAUAUUUGAGCAGAAGCUGGCUGGGCUUACGAUUUUUAAGAGCGCUCAGGUUGAUACAGUUCUCAGAGAUUUUACAAUUUCUGAAUAUUCUAAAAACAAGCAAUUCCAUCAAGUUGGUGAAUCUAUUAUCCAUAUUUAUAAGCACAUGGCUAACGGGAGCUGGCUUUAUACAUUUGGUGGAAAACUCAGGGGAUCCUUGGGAAAACUUCCAAAAUUCCCAACCACUGACUUAUUGGGAAUGCGUCUACUUACUUAUGGUCACAAUGUCCACAGUUGGUUAUGGGGACGUUUAUGCAAGGACAACCCUUGGUCGUCUUUUUAUGGUCUUCUUCAUCCUUGGUGGCUUGGCCAUGUUUGCGAGCUACGUCCCUGAAAUCAUAGAAUUAAUAGGAAACCGCAAGAAAUAUGGUGGUACCUAUAGUGCGGUUAAUGGAAGAAAGCAUAUAGUUGUGUGUGGACACAUCACACUGGAGAGUGUCUCCAAUUUUUUAAAGGACUUCUUGCACAAGGACAGGGAUGAUGUGAACGUUGAAAUAGUCUUUCUACACAAUAUUUCCCCUAACCUUGAGCUCGAAGCCCUUUUUAAAAGACAUUUUACUCAGGUGGAAUUCUUCCAAGGUUCUGUCCUGAACCCUCACGAUCUAGCCAGAGUCAAGAUAGAGUCAUCAGAUGCCUGUCUAAUUCUGGCAAACAAAUACUGCCCCGAUCCUGAUGCUGAAGAUGCCUCCAAUAUUAUGAGGGUAAUAUCUAUCAAAAAUUACAAUCCAAAGAUAAGAAUUAUAACACAGAUGUUACAGUAUCAUAACAAGGCCCAUCUGCUGAACAUACCCAGCUGGAAUUGGCGGGAAGGGGAUGAUGCAAUCUGCCUAGCUGAACUGAAGCUGGGUUUUAUAGCUCAAAGCUGCUUGGCUCCAGGCCUCUCUACAAUGCUGGCCAAUCUCUUCUCCAUGAGAUCGUUCAUCAAGAUUGAGGAGGACACCUGGCAGAAAUACUACCUAGAAGGGGUAGCAAAUGAGAUGUACACAGAAUAUUUGUCCAGUGCCUUCAUAGGCUUGUCAUUUCCUGCAGUUUGCGAGCUGUGUUUUGUGAAGCUUAAGCUGUUGCUGUUAGCCAUAGAGUACAAAUCGGACACAAGGGAAAGCAGCAUACUAAUCAAUCCUGGGAACCACAUCAAGAUCCAUGAAGGCACAUUGGGAUUCUUCAUUGCAAGUGAUGCCAAAGAAGUGAAAAGGGCAUUUUUCUACUGCAAAGCUUGUCAUGAUGACAUCACAGAUACAAAAAGGAUUAAGAAAUGUGGCUGCAAACGACUGAUCUAUUCCAAGAUGUCCAUCUACAAGAGAAUGAAACUCGCAUGUUGUUUUGAUUGCGGACGCUGUGAGCGUGACUGCACUUGCAUGUCAGACAGUGUACAUAGUAACUUGGACACCCUUGAGAGAACCUUCCCACUUUCUUCUGUCUCUGUUAAUGAUUGCUCCACCAGUUUACGUGCCUCUAAAUAUGGCUAUAACGGAUAUAUCAGCUCAAUUCAAGAUGAAAACCCAUCAGCCCUGUCUCCCAAAAAGAAGCAGCGAAAUGGAGGUAUGCGAAAUUCACCCAACAGUUCACCCAAACUGAUGAGGCAUGACCCCUUGUCAAUUCCAGGAAAUGAUCAGAUAGAGGAAAUGGACGCCAGUGUGAAGAAAUAUGAUUCCACUGGGAUGUUUCACUGGUGUCCAGCUAAAGAAAUGGAGAAGGUCAUUCUGACCCGGAGUGAAGCUGCCAUGACGGUUUUAAGCGGGCAUGUGGUCGUAUGUAUAUUUGGGGAUAUGAACUCUGCUUUGGUUGGUUUGCGCAACUUAGUGAUGCCUUUGCGAGCCAGCAAUUUCCAUUAUCAUGAACUGAAGCACAUUGUUUUUGUUGGGACGCUGGAGUAUCUAACAAGAGAAUGGGAGACACUUCACAACUUCCCUAAAGUAUCGAUAUUGCCGGGUACGCCAUUAUGUCGAGCUGAUUUAAGGGCUGUCAACAUCAACCUCUGCGACAUGUGUGUUAUUCUAUCAGCCAAUCAGAACAAUAUCGACGAUUGUUCGCUGCAGGACAAAGAGUGCAUCUUGGCGUCACUCAACAUCAAAUCUAUGCAGUUUGAUGACAGCAUAGGGGUCUUGCAGGCUAAUUCCCAAGGAUUCACACCUCCAGGAAUGGACAGACCGUCUCCUGACAACAGUCCAGUCCACGGCCUAGUCCGACAAACAUCUGUCACCACCGGGGCCAACAUCCCAAUGAUGACUGAAUUAGUUAAACCUGGCAAAUUGCUCCCUUUGGUUUCAUUCAGUCAGGAAAAAAACAUUGGAGCCAACAUACCAAUGAUAACUGAGUUGGUGAAUGACUCGAAUGUUCAAUUCUUGGACCAAGAUGAUGAUGAUGACCCAGAUACUGAGUUGUAUUUGACACAGCCAUUCGCGUGCGGGACAGCAUUCGCUGUCAGUGUGUUAGACUCUCUAAUGAGUGCUACAUACUUCAAUGACAAUAUCCUGACUCUGAUACGGACAUUAGUAACAGGGGGAGCCACGCCAGAGCUGGAAUCAAUGCUGGCUGAAGAAAAUGCCUUGAGAGGUGGCUACAGCACACCACAAACACUAGCAAACAGAGACAGGUGUCGUGUCGCACAGUUGGCUCUGUAUGAUGGCCCCUUUGCAGACCUUGGGGAUGGUGGCUGUUAUGGAGAUCUGUUCUGCAAGGCCUUAAAAACAUACAACAUGCUUUGCUUUGGAAUUUACCGAUUGAGAGAUGCACAUCUACGCACGCAUAAUCAGUGUACAAAGCGAUACGUGAUUGCUAAUCCACAUUACGAAUUUGAACUAGUCUCAACGGAUGUGAUCUUCUGUCUGAUGCAAUUUGACCAUAAUGCUGGCCAAUCUCGCGGCAGCUUAUCGCACUCGUCUCAUUCCUCACACUCUUCCAGUAAGAAAAGCUCGUCUGUGCACUCCAUCCCAACCACCACCAACCGUCCAAACCGCAACAAGACUCGGGAUCCCCGGGAAAAGCAGAAUGCUACAAGGAUGACUAGAAUGAGCCAAGAAAAGAAAUGGUUUACAGAUGAACCUGAUAACACCUUCCCUAGGAACAUUCAGAUCAAACCAAUGAGCACUCACAUGGCUAAUCAAAUCAAUCAGUACAAAUCGACCAGCAGUUUGAUCCCACCCAUCAGAGAAGUAGAAGAUGAAUGUUGAUGCCUGUGUGAACUUCGGUCUGAAGGAGAGACGUUGUAAAGCGCCUUUGACAGGAUGCUGGCUUUGACGCUCCAUUGAUCUUUGUGUUCUAUCACAGACAGGUGAAGGAUCAUGGACUCUACACCACCAAGAAAUAAUAGUCUGCCCUUGAAAGUUAUCUGCUUGUCCAGCAUGGAAUCACAGGUUUUAUUGGAUUAUUUUGCUGAUGACUUGAAGACAAUCGACACAGACUGAAUAUUAUGGCCAUUUAUGUUUAAAAAUGUAUUAUUUUAUAAAUGCAAUAUCUGCCAUCUUCAAUUUUGUAGCUUCGCUUACCUUCUGUUUGUGACCAGACUCUUAUUUUGUUCCUCUUUUGUUUCCCCUGUGGAGGAUGAAGGUCACAAAAAUAUUAGUUCAAUGCACCCAAUCCCUCAACAAAAACAGUUUUAAAAAAAGUACACUUCUAGCUGCAGCAAAUGUUGCCUGAUAACUAGCAUGCUAGCGCUACCAGAAUAUAUGCUGUUAUCUAUCCUUGUAUUGAGAUAGGGCGUAGACCAAGUCCUGUAUUAAAGAUUGUUCCACAUUACAGCAUCACCAUCUUUUCAUGAUUCUGUUCUGAUUUGUUUUCUCUGUGUAGAUGAAAGUAAACCUUACAAGGUCUUCUGGGACCGAGAACACUGCAAGCCAAGAGCUUUUCUUUCCUAACACUGUUCAUCCUCUCCAUUCUUAAGCUUGUUUUAAAAGAAAAAUUUUGAUAUACUUCAAAGUAGUUAACACAUAUCAGAGAGAUAGUAGAUCUUACUUUGCAGUCAAUCCUGGGAGGAUAAAGAGACAAUGUUAACUCAGCAAGGUAGGAAAUAUUAAUGCAGAGUUGUCUGAAGCAAGUCUGCGCGCACACACACAGUUUCAAGCAGCUCUUAUUGAUUCAAGGAGUUCAGUUGUGGUUCCUGGUGUUACCCCCACCUCCCUUGCAGUAUCGAAAGCCAUCUUGUCCAGUAUCAUGAGGUCAGAGGGGAUGGAAACAAGCAAAACUGAAAGAAAGCUGGACCGGGCCUACUGCAAAUUCACGUCAGGAAAAGAUACAAUGGCAGGCAACCCUAUUGUUUCUGCAUGCCCUGCUGUGUCAGCUCCAUCAGUUAUAGACUCUGACUUUAGCUAAAACUAUCUCAGCUUUAAUGUCUGUUCUCCAGCUGCAGCACUGAACACAUCCAUAUCGCUACCCAACAACACUAUGUUCUGGAGUGAUUUUUGAAUUGUGAUUACUUUGUUGUUAAAUUUUGUAGGAAGUAGAGUGAAACAAUUGUGAAUAAAAUAUAUCAAUAUUAAUUGGAUUGUUAACAAGGAGAACUUGCUAGCCUGUUUUCAGGAUUUGCGCUUCAGCACCUUCCAUUCAGUUCGACUCUUUCAUGAUGCCAGAGUCUGGGAAUUCAGUGGAUGACUACGUAACAACAAUAAAACAAAAACUAACUUUACUAUUCUUACUGAAAAAUGCACAUUUUCAAUAUUUUAGCAUGUUUUCCAUUCUGCAUUUAUGCACUUUUAUUUCUGUCAGUUUUUGUUUCCUCACUCCCUGUGGUUCUCUUUGCUAUCACCUCUUCAUCAUCAGCCUUGAAGAUGGAGAAUUCUUACAGGGAGUGAUCUUUUUCUCUUAAUUUUUGUUUUCGGUUUGCAUUUUUUUUCCGCUUAGUAAUUAGAGGAGAUAAUAUGAUGGUGCUCAGACCCGACCUACCUGGCUCUGUCAUAUAUGAUAUC
Messenger RNA from Hemiscyllium ocellatum (epaulette shark), 6243 nucleotides. RefSeq names its product potassium large conductance calcium-activated channel, subfamily M, alpha member 1a (gene kcnma1a). The transcript is spliced from 33 exons. Lineage: Eukaryota; Metazoa; Chordata; Chondrichthyes; Orectolobiformes; Hemiscylliidae. Gene Ontology annotation, molecular function: large conductance calcium-activated potassium channel activity. The coding region runs from base 616 to 4512 and encodes 1298 amino acids. Gene Ontology annotation, biological process: potassium ion transport; transmembrane transport. The record is from RefSeq and is a predicted model, not a curated record. Gene Ontology annotation, cellular component: postsynaptic membrane.